Messenger RNA from Seriola dumerili (greater amberjack), 4612 nucleotides. RefSeq names its product transmembrane protein 201 (gene tmem201). The transcript has 11 exons. Gene Ontology annotation, molecular function: lamin binding; actin filament binding. Gene Ontology annotation, biological process: nuclear migration along microtubule. Lineage: Eukaryota; Metazoa; Chordata; Actinopteri; Carangiformes; Carangidae. Bases 92 to 2062 code for a protein of 656 amino acids. The record is from RefSeq and is a predicted model, not a curated record. Gene Ontology annotation, cellular component: nuclear inner membrane.
CGCGUGCGCCGAGGCGCCGUGUUUUGCCAAACCAUUAAACACUAAAUUCCUAUGUUUUUCUUUGCUUGUUUACUGCUCAUUUCCGUGGAAAAUGGAAGCCUUUAACCAGCUUCUACUGGAAUACCCUGAAUUGAUGUACGGAGGAGUAGGAGUUACGGCGUUUGUUGCCGGCGGAGCGCUGAUAUACAAAAUUGCCACCAGAAAAAAGCCUACCCAUAUAAAUGUCAACUGCUGGUUCUGUAAUGAGAACACAGUGGUGCCUUAUGGGAACAGGAACUGCUGGGACUGUCCUAACUGUGACCAAUACAAUGGCUUCCAGGAGAAUGGGGAUUACAACAAAACCAUCCCAGCUCAGCAUAAGGCACAUCUCAACCAUGGAGUAUCUGGAAGUCUUCCCGCAUCUGAGACACCCAAGACACAGCAGUGGGUGAACUGUCAGAUGCUGCUGUGCAAGAAGUGCAAUAACAAUCAGUCUACAAAGAUCAAGAAGUUGGCCUCAUUUAUCCCUAGGGAUGAUGAAAACUAUGAUGAGGAAAUUGAAGCCUACAAGCACCACCUGGAGCAGACUUAUAAGUUAUGCAGGCCGUGUCAGACAGCCGUGGAAUACUACAUCAAAUAUCAAAACCGCCAGCUACGUACAGUGCUCUUCAGCCACCAACUUCGACGUACCCGAGACUCAAUCCAGGGCUUUGUUAAGAGCUCCUAUUCUCUGUCUUCUCCCAUCGGGGUCACACUGUUAUGGGCACUUGCCUUCCUGCUAUCUGCUUUCCUGGUUGUUACAUCUUUCUGUGAAUUGCCGGCCCAGAGUCUUUCACCUAGUGGCCCACAGACAUUAAGUGGUGGGGUCACUCCUCCUAAACUCUUCAAUGAAUCCACCCCUAAAAAUGAAAGCAGUGGAGAUGUGCCUGUAUGGCAGGGUCUGCUGGAGCUGAUCCCAAACAAGGCCAUAGAAAAUGCCAAGCUGGUGUAUCAACAUGGAAGGGACAACCAGUUGGCUGUAGUCUCGGUUGGCCUGUUGACUUGCCUCACUGCUAUCUUCUUAGCAGGGCCUGCAAGGCUGAGGAGAAUUGAUGCUGUGGCCUCUGUCCUGUGGUUCUUCAUCCUGUGCCUGUACCUGGCUGAGAGCUACUUGGCUGGUGCCUCGGGUUGGAUGGACACAGCCAAGCAUAGCAGCAUCUCUCUCUGUUGCCUAGUCAGCUUUGCUGCUGCUGUGGCAACUCGCAAACCACUGGAUCUACGAAGAGGCAAAUAUCGAAGAUACCUUGCAGGCAGCUCUGCAGUCCCCCCCUUCAGCAGCCAGCCUCCUUUGCUCUCUCCUGACCUGGCAGAGUCCUUCAUCCCCACCCCACCCCCGAACCUCUCCAAGCUCAUCAGCUGCCAACAGAGUCGUCACAAGUGCAACGAUUCCCCCUCCUCUCUGCCUGGGCGCCUUAGUAGAGCCCUCUCCCUUGGCACCAUACCCUCCUUCAAAAGGACAGAUUCUGGUUACCUGUUUAGCGGAAGCAGACCAGCCUCACAAUACAAAGACUCCCCGCCGUCAGACUACUUUUCACUGAAGUCUGGGAGCCGCCCAUCAUCACCAAGCCCCUCUCCACCUCCUUCAAUAGCUGGGUCAUGUACAUCCAGUUCAGGUUCUGCCAGACAACGCCGCCCGCUCAUCAGCCCUGCUCGCCUCAACAUUUGUAGCCAGAAACUGUGGCUUUUCUCAACAGAGCCAGAACCCAAGCUCUCACCCCCACCUGUGUCGCCAUUAUAUUCCACUGGAAGGCCGGCCUCUCCCAUUUACAAUGGCUGCUUUUCACCUGACAUAUCACCCUUUCAAAGCCAACAUGAUUUGAGUAUGAGAGACGGCAGUGUGAUUGAUAAGGAAGAGAAGAGCGACACAGGCAGCUCCUCUGGGUCCUCCGCAUGCCUGGUUGGCACAACCACACAGGGGUUGGAAAGCACCGCGCCUCCUCCUAAAGGUUUUGUGAAGCGUCUUCUCUUCCCAGGACUUUUAAUAGGGAGCCUGACUGCCAACCUGUUCUUCGCCUGUCUCUGUAUGUACCACUACUGGAGAUGAACUGUUAAUAAGGUCUGCUGCUCUUUUUUGUGACCUGCACAGAGUGAAUCGGCCUCUGGCCCUUGACAACCCUGUCAUGUCCGUAGACCUUGAGGUCAUUCAGCAAUGCCAGAAAACAUCUGGCAGUUAUUGUAUGUUGGUGCUUAGUAAAAAUACAGAUGUCAGCUGAUGGAUUUUCAACAGCAAUACCUCCCUUUUGAUUAGAAGAAAAAUGUAAGGUGAAAUCAAAUAUUACACUUUUGACUUUGGUUCAUGACUGCUCAAGAAUAUUUUGGCUUUUCUGAUCUGGCCUUGCUUCGUCUUUUGGUUUGUCACCGCUCCUCUUAAAUGAACACAGAUGCAUGUGUAAUUCAUUUUAAAAGGCUCAUUUCUUGCACUGAUGCUUGAUAGCUUUUUAAAAACCAUGCUGUGAAAUGUGCAAUAAACCUGUACUGUUCAAUUGAUGCUGCUCAGACACAGAGGGUCAUGUCUUAGCUACUUACUGUAAAUUCUCAUAUAUAAAAUCUGAUAUUCAAAUAAUGGCCAAGUCACAAAUACGCUGGAUAGAAAAAAUUAAUUGGGUGAAUUGUCUGUAGCCUGCUACAAACAGCUGAAAUGUUAAGAGCAGCAUAAUUUCAGUACAAGAGUCAUGUCAUGUCAUUUCUUUUUUUUUUUUUCUUUUUUCUUUUUUUUCUUUUGAAAAAAAAUAAUGUUUUCAUACUCCUAAUACCAUACUAAUUCCAGCCAUUUCUUCUUUGGCGUACUCCUGAUCAUUGUCAACAAAACUCAACACUUCUUGAUGUUUUUUCACAUUAAAAGCCAAAGUGGAACGCCUGACUUGAGUCCUGCUGUAAUGAUGGAAUAAGUGAUGUGGAAAUAGACAGACCUUGUACUGAUUUUAAUCAAGACAACAGGUAAAUGUUGCAAAAGUUUAGCUUGCAUUAAUUUGGGAAUAUGGGGAAAUCAGAAUAACGGUCUGUCUCUCAUGUGAGCCUGUCCCAGAAAUGGGUAAAUGAAGGCCUUGGCCACUAUUUUGAGAAUUUAUGGUAUACUGAUUGUGAUGAGUGUUAUAUUUCCACUCUACGGUAGCCAAAAUCAGAAAGCAUUAAGCAGCACGUAAUAUUUAUGGUGUGUAAUUGGUUUUGCAUUUUUGAAAUUUCUACAGAUUUUCACUCUAUAUAAUGUCAUAAUUUCACAGCACUGGUGUUUGCCAAUGUCUUUCUAAAGACGGGUGACAAAUCAAAGGAAAAACCAACAAAGUGUUUAGUACAGUGCCACAGAGCAUGUUUCACUGUACCAUGCAGUGUACUUGUGUGGAAGCAUCGACACUCAGUGCGUUUCUACACUCAUUUAUUCAGGUUUUUCCUUUUAAAUUUUCACCCAUCUGUAUAUUCAGCUGGGAAAGAGUGGUGCGUUUUGUUAUACACGUUUAUUAUGAUGGCCAUUUGUUUAUAUAUCUCAUACCAAAGUGACAUGUCACAAUUACUACAGAAAAAGUUCUUCACCAAACCAUUUGAUUUUCUGAUGUCUCUUAUCGAUAUCCUGUUACAGGCUUUCAAAGGGGCUAAACUCCUAAGGUCAAGUGCAAUAAAAAAUGUUAUUUCUAAUCUUUAAAAAUGACGUUUGCAUAAAAAAUGGCAGCGAUUGUGUGUGAGAGAGAGAGAGAAAGAAGUUAACUGAGCUGUAAAAUAUAUACAGGCUUUUCUUAUAACUUCAAACUCUACAUGUUAACUUGGAAAGAUUUUUGCACUUGUUUUUCUGAAAUGUUUUUCCAAUUUUUUUUGUGCUUGGCUGUGUUGUGUUUGAAUAUGUGAUAACCAUUUAUAUUAUUUGAAAUUGUUCUAUUAGAGAUUUAGAGCACAGAUGUUUGAUUUAUUGUUUGUCAAUGUUGAACAUAUGAUUUACAAAAAGUUGUGCAUUUGGACAUCUGUGAGAUGUGUGUGAACAGGUUGCAGUUGGCUUGUUUCUACUGUAAAACAUGUUGUUAGGCUUUUGGCUGUUUAUUUUCACAUGCACCCGAUAUUAGAGUAAAAGUAAUAAUUACUUAAAUGUAAAACUUCUGAGAAAACUAAAACUUGCUACUGAAAGACAUCUGUGGGAAUCGUCUAGAACAAUGAAUAAUAGUUAUUGAAAGCUAUCAUAACCUUUCAACAUACUGGAUACAAAAUUGUGCAUUUGUACGUGAUGUGUAACCUGGCGUAUGUUUAUUUCUUCUCUGAAGAAGGCUCAUUAAUUGAAAGAUCAUGUACAUGUUGAAAUGUAAAUGUUCUUUCAGCCAUGCUGAACUUUCCCGAAUGAGACAAACCUCAUCACUGUUCAGUUCAAGAUAAAAUAAAUGUAUUUUUGAAUUUGUAUUUAAAGUGUAAUUAAAGUAUUGUGUUUUUAUUUGACAUCACCAUUAUGUUCAAAUGAAAGUAGAAGUAUGAAUUUAUGUUCUCUAUCACUAUUUUCACUAAUGGUUUGAAGGGUGGUUGUUAUGUUCAGCAACGCAAAUGUUUGUGUGCAGAGCUGUUUGGUCUGUGUGAUUGUAAGGAACAACAUUGGCUUGUUUCAUCUGGACCAAUACUUUUG